AUGGCUAGCCGAUUGUGUUUCAAUACUGUUGGGUUCUUGAUGGUUGCGUCAGUGGGUUUGCUGCUUCAAGGUGCAAAUGCAGGUAAUACAUAUAUAGUUGGAGAUGAAUUGGGAUGGGUUGUUCCUCCGAACAACUCUUACUAUCAGGAAUGGGCCAACAGCAAGACAUUUCAGAAAGGAGACUCGUUAGUAUUCAACUGGACAACCGGAACACAUACUGCAACUGAAGUAAGUACCAAAGAGAAGUACGAUAAUUGCACAAAAAUGGGAAUAAUAUUGAUAGAUCCAGGAUUUACAGUCACUUUCAAUGAAAAUGGUACACACUACUUCCUCUGCUCUGAAGGAACACACUGUCAACAAGGCCAGAAGAUGAUUAUCAAAAUUGGAGAUGGCAUAGCACCAAGUUUUGCAGCUCCAUCUCUUACAGCGGCCGCCGCCAUAUCUGCUGUUCUCAUCUCCACCAUAGUCACCUUCUUCUUAAAUUAA
Dovyalis caffra is the source of this 486-nucleotide messenger RNA. Lineage: Eukaryota; Viridiplantae; Streptophyta; Magnoliopsida; Malpighiales; Salicaceae. The record is from the annotation of a GenBank genome assembly.